AUGGCUAAUGGUGGAGGAGCUGAUGAAGUCGAAUUGGCAGCGGCGCGUUGUCGAAAAAGUCGGAGAAAGCGGUCAAGGACUGACGGCCUUGGUCUUCUCCAUCUCGAGGGACGAGCUCAUCCUGUUAGACAUAACGGUUUUCGCCGGUGAGACUGCGUCGAGGACAGUGCAGACGGUACCCACGGCCAGAGUUUGUUCCAUGCUUCAGCCGACUGAAACCCCCUUCUCCCCAACCUUUGAACCCGCCGCAUCCCCGUCCCAUCGCGCGAGCCCCUUCAUAUUGUUCUCAAUAUUCUAG
Acaulospora colombiana is the source of this 298-nucleotide messenger RNA. NCBI's taxonomy places the organism in Eukaryota, Fungi, Glomeromycota, Glomeromycetes, Diversisporales, Acaulosporaceae. The record is from the annotation of a GenBank genome assembly.